Lytechinus variegatus (green sea urchin) is the source of this 1745-nucleotide messenger RNA. RefSeq names its product peroxisomal sarcosine oxidase-like. The coding region runs from base 206 to 1420 and encodes 404 amino acids. Lineage: Eukaryota; Metazoa; Echinodermata; Echinoidea; Temnopleuroida; Toxopneustidae. The record is from RefSeq and is a predicted model, not a curated record. The transcript has 8 exons. Gene Ontology annotation, cellular component: peroxisome. Gene Ontology annotation, molecular function: sarcosine oxidase activity; flavin adenine dinucleotide binding; L-pipecolate oxidase activity.
CUUGACUUUUGUACCCAGUCUGAGGCUCUACAUGUACCUCUGUCUCUGAUUUACGAUUGGCCUGGCUAAAUAAAACAAGUCAGCUCCAGCUCUAUUCUUUUAAUUUUUGUCACCCCCUCAUUCCUUUCCAACGUACGAUACCGUACAGGGAUCAAGAGAAAUUAGAUCAAUUUAUCUCGACCCGGCUGGAAAGAUUCACCGUAGUAUGGCAUCACCAUCGGAGCAGUUUCCCGACAUUCACUCUGUAAAUGCCGUGUACGAUGUCUUGAUUGUAGGAGCUGGUAUUCAAGGGUCUUCUACAGCUUAUCAUUGUAUAAAGCAGGGGUUAAAAACCGUGCUAUUGGAACAAUUCAGUCUACCCCAUUCACGUGGAAGUUCCCAUGGCCAGUCUAGAAUCAUCCGCUACUCUUACGAACAGACACACUACUCUCAGAUGAUGACUGAAGCUUUCCCAAUGUGGAAAGAUUUGGAGAAAGAAACCAAUACACAACUUUACAAGAAGACAGGUCUUUUGACUAUCUCACUCCCACCAAUGCGUUCACUGUAUGACAGUUCUUUGGAACAGAUGAGAAAGUUUAAAAGAGCACACAGGAUCCUUGACCACGAAGCUCUCAAGAAAGAAUACCCAGAGAUGAAUUUUCCAAAAGAUUCACUGGUCUUUAUGGAUUAUGAUGGAGGUACUCUAAGAGCAGACAAGGCUCUACGUGCAUACCAGGAUAGAUUUAAGGAUUGCGGAGGCAUUCUGAAAGAAGAAGAGAAGGUUCUUGAGAUCACCCCUGGUCCUGUCGUAAUUGUAAGGACAAACAAGGCCACAUAUAAGACCCGUCAGCUCAUCCUCACCCCAGGAGCAUGGGCACAGAAGGUCCUCAAGCCACUUGGUAUAGAUGUACCCUUAACAGUAACCCGUAUCAAUGUACCUUAUUGGCAGGAGAAAGAAACAGGAGUGAUGAGCAAAGUACCAAAUCUCAUUUUUCAGCUUGAGAAUGAUAAACAUGUAUAUGCACUACAAGAAUUAGAAUAUCCAGGCUUAACAAAGGUUCCAUAUCAUGGUGGUGCUGAUAUAAUUGACCCAGAUUACAGAGAUACUGUACACAAUGAAGCAGUUGGACGGAAAAGUGAUAUUCAACUUCUGAAAAGGUUUAUUGCAAAACACUUCCCCCUAUUGUUGAGUGAGCCAACUGUUAUUGAAACUUGCAUGUACACGGAGACUCCAGAUAGUGAGCUGAUAAUGGACAGACAUCCACUGUAUCAUAACAUUAUUGUAUGUUGUGGAUGCUCGGGCCAUGGAUUUAAGCUGGCACCUUCCGUUGGUAAGAUCUUAUGUAGAAUGGCUAUGGGUAAGGAAUCUCAUAUCAACAUCACAGCAUUAAGCUUCAAGAGAUUCAAAAACUCAUGUCUGACCAACAAGGCAAAGUUAUAACUUCUAAACAACUAUCUUGUCUCUGUAAUGAAUUAUAUCAUCAUCUAUUCAAAGUGAAACAUGUCAUAUCAGAUAGUUUUUUAUUUGUCUGCUCAUACAGAACACAAGCUGUUAAUAUCUCUGAUAGAGAAAACCAAAGAAAACUUGAAAUAUUAUAUGUUUGUUCUACUUAACUUUGUUAUUCUAAUGUACUUUUCUAAUCUGAAAUGAUGUGUAGAGUAUAUGCAUUGAUUAGUUAAUGGGAUAUUUUGCCCGGGGGGGGGGGCACUCAGUAUAUAAUGCAUAGUGGGUAUGUGCCGCGGAGGGGACCCCCAUUUUUAUUCUC